CAGCUUAAAUCUAAGUGUAACUUAAAUGUUAUUCCUAUUCCACCAUCAGUUUCAAACCAGCCCUCACCUAAGUGGCAGUUCACAUUUUGUUAGUCGCAGAUAUUAGAUGGGGCUUACUUCAUUGUUGUUGUUAAGUUGAUGUUCUGUGAUAUUAUUCUGGUGUUUUCUGGUUUUGUGUACUUUACUUUUAUAUUUCGCCAAAAUGACGACAUAACCUUCUGUUUUGUUGAUAUUUUUUUCAUUGGUGUUAUUUUAUUUUAGAAUCUAGAAGGUACCUAUAUUUCCAGAAAAAAUGAGUGAUGCCGAUGAGAAGAAAGUGAAGAGAGCCAGGUCAUCAAAUUAUACCCAGCAGGAGAAAAACCUGCUUUUAAAUAUCAUCUUGAGAUUCAAACAUGUAGUAGAAUCAAAGAAAACCGAUGCGGUGACCUGGCGUGAUAAAAAUUCUACAUGGACCAAAAUAGCAACUUUGUUCAAUUCUCAGUCACCAACUGGAACCUAUAGAGAUGUAACUUCACUGCGCAAGGUUUAUGAAAAUGUGAAAAAGACUGUGCGUAAAACAGUAUCAGAUGAGAAAGUUUCAUUUAAAAAAACUGGUGGUGGAGAAGCCUCAUUCAAUGAUGAUCCAACAAUAGAUUUGGCAUUAGAAGUUAUCAACACAAAAACUGUUUAUGGUUUAUCAAACCCCUUUGAUAGUGACUGUCAAGGUGAUAAACAGGAGGAAGAAACUGUUCAGCCAUACACAGAAGAAUCAUUCAGUUGCAAUGCAGAAAAUGUUGAAACUGUAAUAAUUCGCAUGGAAGAUGAAUUGGAUACACCUGUUGAUACUGUUGAUUGGGGAGACUUUAAGGUUUCACAUCUCCACACACCAGUGCAUUCAAAAUUGAAACAUAAUAGUUCAAAGGCCAUGAAGACCACCCAAUUGCCUGCAGAAAAGGAAUUUUCUGCAGCCACUAAUGAGCCUGAACCUUCUACAUCAACAUCUUGGUCAGCGAAAAGGAGACCCAUCACAUCUGCAUUAGCUUCAUCAGAUAUUUCAAAGAAGUAUAUUAUGCUUGCUGAUUUGAAAAUCCAAAUAGCAAAACAUGAGUUAGGACAAGUAGAAAUUUCAAGAACUAGAAAGGAGCAGCAAGAUAAGAUAGAAUUCGAACUUAGGAAGAAAUCAUUGGAACUGGAUAUUGAAAUAAAGGAAGCAAUUCUUAAAAAAAUUGAUUAUUUAAAUCCAUCAGAUUUAAUUUCUCUCAUGAAAUGAAUCAUGUAUUGUAUUUUUGAAAAUAAAAUUUACUAAUUGAG
Molecule: messenger RNA, 1290 nt
Organism: Phaedon cochleariae (mustard beetle)
Lineage: Eukaryota; Metazoa; Arthropoda; Insecta; Coleoptera; Chrysomelidae
Source: the annotation of a GenBank genome assembly